GUAAAUACAUUCCUUCCCCUUUGGUCAGUUGAAACGACAGCGUACACAACGAGAGAAUCAAAGAGGGCCAAGAGGCCGCACCAGAACCACAAAACUGCGCGCCUCUCUGCCUCUCUACUUUCUAGUCGUUUAGUUUAACCUGAAUCGGAGCGGUUCUUGUGGUUGCAGUUCAUAAUCGGAGCCAUCGAUGGCGUUUUCCCCUCUUCCCCCGGCAGCCAUCGAACCCGCCGCAUUUCCUUCAUCUUUCACCCACCCUUUUCCUCUCCGGGACAACGGGUUCAAGCCGCCGGCAAGCAAUCGCUGGGCACAAGGAGGAAGAAGAAGACGAGCUCCAAGGAUUGCGGCGGUGGUCGGAGGAGGAGGAGAUGAACUAUCAUCCGCCGCCGCCACCGUGCUGUCGGGUCAGCAAGGACAACCCGCCACCGUCACCUGGGAGAUUGUCGUCGGAGCUACAGCCGGAGUGUUGCCGUUCGUGGUGGCCGGGAUUGAGUUCAGCAAAAGAAUAAUAGAACAGAGGAGGUGUGAAGUGUGCGGAGGGUCUGGGCUGGUUCUAAUGGAGGACAAGGACAACCGGGAGUACUGUCGCUGCCCUGGAUGCGGUGGGUUUCUGCCAUGGCAGUCUUGGAAGAGAUUCUUCACCGGCUAAUUGGCAAUUACCCUUGUUAAGUGGACCUUGUGCUUAUCGUCCAAUCCCUCUUCUGUGGACAAUUAGUGUGCUGUAUGAUUAGGAUUAGCACUUGUAAUUACUAAAAUCGUUUGACGUUGUGUGCCAGAUAAACAAACAAGAGAUAGAGUUGAACUUGGAAGGAGGAAGUAGUAUCAAAUUGCUUGCAUCUCGGAUUUGGAUGGUAUGAAAGCUAGCGCGUAGCCAGAUUUUGAGUUUACUGGAGUUCUUAAAAAUUUACUAACACUAAACCUGUGUAUCUACUGAAUUUUGAGUAUAUUGGGGUGUUCGGUAAGCUAACAUCGUUGAGAGUAUGUGAUCCUAAACUUGAAAGAUCGUACUAAACCCUAUUUCUCUAAAGAGUUUUGGUGCCCAAUUUUUUGUCAAGUGGGGUCCUAGGACCCUUCUCCUCCUCACCUCCCUCCGCCACUGAUGUCAGCCAUAGCCUUUGCGAGAAAAGCAAGAGAUGACUUUCAUAGUGAUCAUCAAAGCGGAUGCCAUGAAGUUGUUAUCACUUGUCAACUUUCAUCUCAUAUAAAUGCAAAUCGAGACAUCCGGUUGUAAUUCAAGUUAUAUGAUAAUUCGGACCGAAAUUGGAACUGGAUAGAAUCGAGACUAAAACAGUAUGAAAAAUCGCGCGAUUUAGAUCGGACCGCGCACACUUGGGUCCAUAUCGCGAGAAAACCUGAACCACGAUGUGGUCCGAUUAGCAAGUCUCCUGCUUUAGUGUGUUGGUAUGCACUUUUUCUUCUUCUGUGUAAACAAAAUUUGCCGUCAAUGGAAGAACAACUACCUAGUACGUAACAUAUCCAUGGAAACAGACAAUCACCGUCCAAGCGACGAUGAUAGUUGUGACGAGACUAGGUAUAGCUAGGGUGUCUUUGAGCACAGAACUGACAGAAGAGAUAGAACACAGGGACAGGGGAGAAUCGAAGGAAUUUCAAAGAGAAGUAUGAAUAGGAGACCGCCGCCAUCACAAACAGAGCAAUUAGCGUCCAAGCUAGAUUCCUAGUACCCUGUCCAAGACGCCACAUAUAUAGCAUUCAUCAGUGUAACUUUCCUGAUCUUGUGCAUGUUCCUUUUCAAAAGUCUGCAAAUUUGAAUGCCUCACAUGCAGCAGCAGCAGUAACGGACACUGAUGGGAUAGAUGAUAACCUAGUUGCUACUCAUUGAUGUGGGGAGGUUUUGUGUUAAGAGUGACAAGCAAUGGUGGGUGUUUUUUCCCCCUCUUUGAAUCCUUGAUUAUAGGUAGGGGUGGAGGGUCAGUCGGUCGGUUCGGUUAUAGCUGAAAAUCAAAGGGUCGGUUAUCGGUUAACCGAACAACCUCCCAACCCUGCUGACCACCGACCGAAAUAGGGAUUAAGGCUCCCCGGUUAUCUCUGUUUUCGGUUAACCGAGCUGCUCACAAGACCAAAAGCAUCUCGCCCAUCCCUCCGAAUACGGACCGAUUUUCGGUGAUUUCUAUUGGUGGAUAAUCGGCCGGUUUCGAUUGUAACCGGUAGCUUAACCGCUAACCGGCAACCGAUUGGCCACCCCUGAUUAUAGGACUGAUUCCAAUCAAGCAUAAUAAUGUGACAUAGAGUUAAUUUAUCGGCCAACUAUCAAUGACCCUGGUGGAUGGUCGGCAGCCCCGAAGUUUGCCUGACGACGGCAUCACUCAAGUGGUGCCUUCUGGAGGGAUUCCUCGUCAUGUAUGUUAUCUUAGUACGCGGAUAGGAGAGAGCUAGUUUCACUAUACUUGAGGAGAUACAAAUUACCGAGGGAUUGAGAAGUAUAUACAUAUAUAGUACUUGAGGAGAUAGGAGAGAGCUAGUUUCACUAUACUUGAGGAGAUACAAAUUACCGAGGGAUUGAGCUAGUUUCGCUAAACCAAUUUGGUAAAGGAAAAAAGGCAAUAAACCAGACACAAAACAUAAACUCAAACGUGUACA
Linum trigynum is the source of this 2595-nucleotide messenger RNA. Lineage: Eukaryota; Viridiplantae; Streptophyta; Magnoliopsida; Malpighiales; Linaceae. The record is from the annotation of a GenBank genome assembly.